This is a messenger RNA of Oncorhynchus masou masou (cherry salmon), 5061 nucleotides long. RefSeq names its product poly(rC)-binding protein 4-like. Lineage: Eukaryota; Metazoa; Chordata; Actinopteri; Salmoniformes; Salmonidae. Gene Ontology annotation, molecular function: mRNA 3'-UTR AU-rich region binding. The transcript is spliced from 14 exons. Gene Ontology annotation, biological process: regulation of gene expression. Gene Ontology annotation, cellular component: cytoplasm; nucleus. The coding region runs from base 198 to 1634 and encodes 478 amino acids. The record is from RefSeq and is a predicted model, not a curated record.
UCUCUCUCUGGUUUAUUGCCACUCUGACAUCAGGACUAUUGCAGUUGAAGGCUUUCGCUCCGAGAGGGAUAUAUCAUUGUCAGCUACUAUUUCCCAGAGGCUUUUUACACACCAUACCAAGAGAGCUGUGAGGAGAGAGAGAACCUCUCCAUUCACCCUGAGAGUCUGUCUGUCUGUCUGCCUGCAGAGCAUCUUUCAUGCGUCUCCUUGUGUCUCAGUCUCACAUCAACAUGAACUGUGAACAGGACUUUGGAGAGGGGGGCAUGAACGUCACCCUUACGCUACGGCUCCUCAUGCACGGAAAGGAAGUUGGCAGCAUCAUCGGAAAGAAAGGAGAGACAGUGAAGAAAAUACGAGAAGAGAGCAGCGCACGUAUCAACAUCUCAGAGGGCUCGUGUCCAGAGAGGAUCAUCACUAUUACAGGACCUACAGACUGUGUCUUCAGGGCCUUCACUAUGAUCACUCUCAAACUGGAAGAGGACCUCACAACUCUGGUAGCCAAUGGCACGGUCACCAGCAAGCCCCCCGUCACUCUACGAUUGGUCAUUCCUGCCAGCCAAUGUGGUUCUCUCAUUGGGAAGGGCGGCUCCAAGAUCAAGGAGAUCAGAGAGACCACGGGGGCACAAGUACAGGUAGCAGGAGACCUCCUUCCCAACUCCACUGAGAGAGGAGUGACGAUAUCCGGGACCCAAGACGCCAUCAUCCAGUGUGUCAAGCUCAUCUGCACUGUCAUUCUCGAGUCACCUCCAAAGGGGGCCACUGUUCCAUAUCGACCCAGCCCCUCCCCAGGAACAGUCAUGAUAUCCGGAAACCAGGUGUUCGAGGCGUCUGAGUACGGGUCACACCCCCUCUUCCAAUUGGCCCAGGGAGGGCUGGAUCUACAACAAACGUACGCUGUACAGAACCAAUAUGGCAUUCCACAUUCAGAGUUGGCCAAGCUUCACCAGUUGUCUAUGCAGCAGCAAGGCCUGGCCGCCCAGAUGAACCAACAGCAGACCAACUCUGUCAUACCUGGAAUGGACUCCAAUUCACAGACCACAUCGCAGGAGCUACUCAUUCCAAAUGAUCUCAUCGGCUCCAUCAUCGGGCGUCAGGGCACCAAGAUCAAUGAGAUCCGCCAGGCGUCAGGGGCUCAGAUUAAGAUCGGUAGCCAGCUGGACAGCACCAGUGAUAGAGCCGUCACCAUCACAGGGACCCCCAUCUCUAUCAACCUGGCCCAAUACCUCAUCACCUCCUGUUUAGAGACCGCCAAAUCCACCGCCCAGUCUUCCUCCAUGUCGACCCCUGCUGACCUCACCAUGGCCUACAGCCAACCGCCCUCCCCAGCCCAGUCUUCAGCUGUGGCUGCUGCCACCCUGGCCGCCAUGGGCUGCCCUGGCAUGUCCCACCCCCACCCCCACGCUGCAGUCCCUAUGAUGGGCACCCACCCCUAUGGGGCCCUCCCCCUCUCCAGCCUCCUUGGAAUGCAAUCCAUGAAAUCCAUCCAAUCUGUACCCUUCCUGGCUUUAUCCAACCCUGCCGCCAAUGCAGCCGCCGCCGCUGGGGCCCAGGCCCAGAUCUCCUACACAGCGAAGAUCUCCUCGGCCAACGGGAUCGGGAAGAAACCGGAGAGACAGAAGUUUGCGCCAUACUGAUGAGGUCCAUCCCGCCAUCACUCCAUCCUUCUCUCCAGCUCUCACUUCCGUCCCUGAGACAAGAAAGAAAGGGGGAAGAAUGGAAGGAAGGUCUGUUUUUUGUUGUUGUUGUUAUAUUCCUCCAUUCUCUUCUCUCUUCUAGUUGUGUAGUACAUUCUAGAGACUUUAGCCCUUACCUUCAAUACACUAAGAGGAACUUUGGAUUAGUUCGUAUAGAAAGCUAUAUUUAUGUUGUCAGGCCAAGGAAGCCUAUCAAGCCAUAGUCUGUAUCUCAAAUGGAACCCAUCUCAAAUGGAACCCAUCUCAAAUGGAACCCAUCUCAAAUGGAACCCAUCUCAAAUGGAACCCAUCUCAAAUGGAACCCAUCUCAAAUGGAACCCAUCUCACCUUUAUAGUGCAGUUCAGUUGACCAGAGCUAAUGGUGCUCCAGGGUUCUAGGCCCCACCAGGGUUCUGAUCAAAAGUAGUGUAUUGUAUCUGGAAAAGGGUUCUGUUUGAGAUGCAGCCAUAGACUAUUCUAUCCUUCACUUUCAUCCUCCUGUCACCGUCCUUUCAUUCUACUCUACUGCUAUUUAUUUAUUAUUGACUUCUACUGAAAUAUUCCCGCAACAAGUUUAUACAUUUAAACACUGGUGACUGAUGCUCGACUGUAUGUUCCUGUAUCAGCUUUUAUACAAUGAUGUGUGUUCCUUCCUUUAUACAACUCCAAGUUUUUUUUUGUAUUUGAAGAACAAUGUAAAAAAAAAAAAAAAGUUUUUAAAAAUGACUUCAGACCUCUCUCUUAGUGUUAUUUUUGUCAUGUUUUUUUGUCACAUUUUAUUAGAAAUGUGCUGUUUAAUUUAUUUUAUUUAUUAUGACGAGUAUUACUUUUACAAUAAAAUGUUAGUUUUUUUAGGAGGAAAAUGGCUCCAGGUACUACUACCAAAACUACUAAUACUUCCUUCCUUCCUGUCCUGAGUUUUGCCUAAAGAAGGCCUUUCUUCCUGUCUGUCUCCUACUAAAGCUUAAAGUUUUUUUUAGCAACGUUAGGUUUCUGUUGAAUAGAGAGAAAGUGUUUUUCUACAUCUUGUAUGUCAAUAUAAUGAAUAAUUUAACACGCUACUGCGAUUUAAACACCUAAAGCCCUAUUGGAAUGAGGGAUGAGUGAUGAGGGAUGAGGAUGUUUUUCUCACCCCGGCUGUCAAACUAAUAUGACACUUACUAGCUAUUCUUGACUAAUUCUGCAUGUUAGCUCGGCCACACACACACACACACACACACUGAAACACACACUGAAACACACACACACACACACAGGUUAAAACACACAUUGGGCUGGGUCUUUGUGUUGACAGACUCUAUAGACCUAAAUAACCACAAGCAGUGUGAAAGACAAGCAAUACUGAAGUGAAGGAGUGCAUCUGCUGUAGCCUACAGACCAAUAGAGACAGACAGGACAACAUAUAUACUACUACUACUACCACUGUAAUACAUUAUAACUCUAUCUUACUGGGGUGUUAUUGCAUUAGAGACGUUUUGUGUUGAGUUUUUAUAAAUAUGCCGUAAAAUAUGAACUCACUUAUUUUUAUAAAAACACCGAAACAAUGUAAGUUGUAGGGUAUUUACUGUGUUCACUUACUAGUAAAUCGCUCAUUCAUAGUCUGUCUCAAUAGCUGCCUUCUUCCCUUUACUGUGCACUACUUUUCACUGCACUCGCUUGACAUAUAGUGCACUGUGUUGGCAAGGGUGCCUUUUUCGGGAUGCAGACACCCACUGAACGUUGUUGUCAAAACCUCCGUCCACCGUGUGUGUUUUCUGUUCUCUCCUGACGUCUGACGUCGCACUGCGGCCCAUUUGCAUGAGUUCAAUUUGAAUUGAUGUCUAUGCAAAACAUCUCUUGAUGGUUCAGCAAAAUAUAUUUGUUGUUCUGCGUAGCUCAAAGUAUCACUGAGACAAUAGUGACUGAGAGGAACGUUUCGGAGAGGAUACAGGGGGAUUAGCUCGGGACGCAACAAUCUGGUAACUCCACCCGUUGGUUUUCUAGAAAUCCCGUUUCGGAGAGGAUACAGGGGGAUUAGCUCGGGACGCAACAAUCUGGUAACUCCACCCGUUGGUUUUCUAGAAAUCCCGUUUCGGAGAGGAUACAGGGGGAUUAGCUCGGGACGCAACAAUCUGGUAACUCCACCCGUUGGUUUUCUAGAAAUCCCGUUUCGGAGAGGAUACAGGGGGAUUAGCUCGGGACGCAACAAUCUGGUAACUCCACCCGUUGGUUUUCUAGAAAUCCCGUUUCGGAGAGGAUACAGGGGGAUUAGCUCGGGACGCAACAAUCUGGUAACUCCACCCGUUGGUUUUCUAGAAAUCCCGUUUCGGAGAGGAUACAGGGGGAUUAGCUCGGGACGCAACAAUCUGGUAACUCCACCCGUUGGUUUUCUAGAAAUCCCGUUUCGGAGAGGAUACAGGGGGAUUAGCUCGGGACGCAACAAUCUGGUAACUCCACCCGUUGGUUUUCUAGAAAUCCCGUUUCGGAGAGGAUACAGGGGGAUUAGCUCGGGACGCAACAAUCUGGUAACUCCACCCGUUGGUUUUCUAGAAAUCCCGUUUCGGAGAGGAUACAGGGGGAUUAGCUCGGGACGCAACAAUCUGGUAACUCCACCCGUUGGUUUUCUAGAAAUCCCGUUUCGGAGAGGAUACAGGGGGAUUAGCUCGGGACGCAACAAUCUGGUAACUCCACCCGUUGGUUUUCUAGAAAUCCCGUUUCGGAGAGGAUACAGGGGGAUUAGCUCGGGACGCAACAAUCUGGUAACUCCAUCCGUUGGUUUUCUAGAAAUCCCGUUUCGGAGAGGAUACAGGGGGAUUAGCUCGGGACGCAACAAUCUGGUAACUCCACCCGUUGGUUUUCUAGAAAUCCCGUUUUGAAGAUUCCCAGAAUCAGGAAUCAUCAGGAAAUCUGCCAUCCUCCAUCCAGGAUUUCUGGAAAACCUGGGAAUUUUGGAGAAAGUUACAAGAAUUUUGCGACCCUAGGAUCAGCAAUGCAGCAUUUGUUUUGGCUCAGUUUUUUUAACCAUAAGGAUGACUAUAUAAAAGCAAUGCUCUCAUUCCAACUCUUUCUAAUGCGGAAGACACAUUUCAGUUGAAGGCAUUCAGUUGUACAACUGACUAGGUCUCCCCCUUUCCCUUUCCUUUAAUACACAAUAUGCACAUGACUAUAACCCAAUCAAAAGGACACGAAACAAUACAAUAUUGCACUUAAACAUGAGCGUUUCUGUUAUCGUGGCAGAAUAGAUAUCAACAUAUUCUAUUCAUUAGAUACCGUCACACUUCUUGCAAUGUCUUUUUUUUUUUGCUUAAAUCCUCACAGGAAAAGUUCUGUCGUUUGAAUCCACGUGAAGUUUUCCUCUGUUGUUUCUUUCUGUACAUGCCAUUCUAAUAAACAAAACAAUAUGCAUCUA